GAGGAAGAUGAGUAGUCAAAUAAAAAAGUUUGAUGGGAUCUAUAGGGAGUCUCCGCAAUUUAAAGGACAACAUUUCAUUUUCACGUAAUAUGUAGAGCUCUGCAACUGCAAAUUCUCUUUAUGAGUUCAACUGAGCUACACAUAGCUACAGCACAUUAAUGGAUCCACCAUAUUAAAAUCCCCACCAUUUUCAUCUUCCUCCCCCAGCUUUUCUCUUUAUACUCACACACACGCACACACAGAUUUCCACAUGGGCAAAGCUUCCCGGUGGUUCAGAAAUCUCCUCGGUCUCAAAACCACCGAUCCCGGACGCUGCCUGCCCCGCCGGUCGCCGGCCAAGAAGAGGUGGAGCUUCGCCAAGUCUGAUAGGGAGAUAGACCGUGAAUUACGCGGCGGAGACGACUGUUCCGACGCCGGAAAGCAAGCAAUCGCUGUGGCCGCCGCCACCGCAGCUGUCGCCGAGGCCGCCGUCGCUGCCGCUCAGGCUGCCACCGCCGUGGUCCACCUCACGAGCAGCGGCAUGAACAUCCCGACGGCGGGGGCUGGCCGCGCCGCGCGCCCCCAGGCUCAUGUUAGCGGGCGUGGCGCACGUUACGGGAGGCGUGAUGAGGAGUGGGCGGCCGUUAUCGUGCAGUCUCAUUUUCGUGCCUAUCUGUCACGAAAAGCUUUACGGGCACUUAAAGCAUUGGUCAAGAUUCAAGCAUUAGUGAGAGGUUAUCUCGUGAGGAAGCAAACUGCAUAUGCUCUUAGACGGCUGCAAGUGCUCGUGCGAGCACAAGCUCGAGCUCGAGCAGGACGAUUUUUGUACUAUGAAUCUCCACAAUCGAGCAUGAAAUCAUCGAACUUCAAUUAUCAGGGGCCACCAACUCCCGAAAAAUCAGAACGUGCUGUUAUACGUGCUAGAACCAUGAAGCAAGAACUCUCCACAAUGCUCAAGAGAAACAGCUCGAAUUCGAACAGCAGCACCCGUUUGGACAGCCGAACGAGCGAAAAAUCACAUCACCAAACAGACAUUGACAAAUUCGACAAAAUUCUCGAAGUCGACAGCUGGAACCCACAUGUCACCUCCAGAAACCGAACCCUCUCUUACAUGUCAAAGGACUCCACGGCCCGUUACCAGUCAGCCCUGAGCACUUCGUCCUGUGAAGCCCAAUCCUCGGGCCCAAGGCCCAAGAAGCAAGACACAGGCGAAAGCACUUUCUGCACGGCUGAAAACAGCUCAACUUUCUACUCGGCAGCAUCUUCGAGAAAGGGAGGUUUUACGCCUACAGAAAGUGAUGGCUCGAGAAGCUGUUUUAGUAAUUAUUCUGAUUUUCCAAGUUAUAUGGCUUGUACGGAGUCUUCUAAAGCUAAAGCAAGGUCGCUUAGUGCACCCAAACAGAGACCUCAGUUCGAGAGGUCGAGUUCGACUAAAAGAUACUCGAUUCAUGGGUUUGGUGAUUUGAGGUCGGGUCAUAGAGUGUCUUCUGGUUUGCAAGCUGAUUUCACGAGCAAGGCUUAUCCGGGAUCUGGGAGGUUGGACAGGCUUGGGGUGCCUGUUAGAGGGGAUGUUAGUGGGUUUAGUGAGGGUAAUUGGUAUAGGUAUUGACUAUUAUUAUUGGUAAAUUGAGGUUGUUUGGUUUCUGGUUAGUGACUGAUUAUGAAUUUAGCAGCUAGUUAGUUAUAUAUGGUUUGGAUGUUGAGAAUACUGCAGGUGUUGUAAUGAGCCAAAUUUCACUGCAAAGGAAAAAUUGACUCUUUAUCUAAUUGUUGUAGACUUAGCUAGAUUGGAUUUUGGUAAAAUUAAAUGAAAUCGCCUAAACUUAUCA
Molecule: messenger RNA, 1808 nt
Organism: Striga asiatica
Lineage: Eukaryota; Viridiplantae; Streptophyta; Magnoliopsida; Lamiales; Orobanchaceae
Source: the annotation of a GenBank genome assembly